CCACAAACCCAGCCAUCAUGGUACAAACGAGUGGGAACCAUGACGUACGCUACUCAAGUGCAAGCAAUCGGUUGUGGAUUGCCUGUGAGUGGGGAAGGGGGAAGGGAAGGACGGAAGGAAGAUGGAAGGCCAUUUGCUGCUGUUGUCGAAUGCUGGAGGAGCUGCUUACUGGAUACUCGGAUGCUGGGAGCCGAACACUGAAGCUGGGAGCUGAUUGCCGAGUGUCGAUUGCCGAGAGUCGAAUGCCGAGAGUCGAAUGCCAGAGAGUUGAUCGCCGAGAGUCGAAUGCCGAGAGUCGAAUGCCGAGCGUCGAUUGUCGAGAGUCAAAUGCCGAGAGUCGAUUGCCAGAGAGUUGA
This is a messenger RNA of Zychaea mexicana, 356 nucleotides long. RefSeq lists its product as uncharacterized. Bases 18 to 356 code for a protein of 112 amino acids. The transcript is spliced from 3 exons. Lineage: Eukaryota; Fungi; Mucoromycota; Mucoromycetes; Mucorales; Lichtheimiaceae. The record is from RefSeq and is a predicted model, not a curated record.